Molecule: messenger RNA, 357 nt
Organism: Nicotiana tabacum (common tobacco)
Lineage: Eukaryota; Viridiplantae; Streptophyta; Magnoliopsida; Solanales; Solanaceae
Source: RefSeq, a predicted model, not a curated record
AUGGUAUCUGAUGUAGGCUUGGCAAGUUCUAAACCUAAAAAGACACCAAUGGAGAAGAACUUGAAGCUGACAAGCACUGAGUUUGAUACUUGCACAAACACAAGUAAGGGAGAUAAGUUGCUAGAAGACAGAGGGAGUUAUCAUAGGCUCAUAGGGAAACUUUUGUAUCUAACAAUAAUAAGGCCUGAUAUCUCAUAUGUAGUGCAAUCCCUAAGUCAUUUUAUGCAUGCACCUAAGGAAUCUCACUAUGAAGCAACACUUCAUGUAGUAAGGUACAUCAAGAAGCAACCAGGGCUGGGGCUGUUAAUGUCAAGUUACAACAAAGAAGAAAUAGAAGCAUUCUGUGAUUCAGACUAG